CAAAUGUUAAUUUUAAUUUAUGAAGUGCUAUAAAAAUCUUAACGUUAGCUAUGAUUUAUUGUAAUAUAUUUCUUAAACGGUAGCAAAAUGUGAUAACAUUAGUCGUCAACUGAUCCAGACUACUUAUUAAAUAAUUGAUCGUAAUGAUUUAAGUAUUUUGCAAAUAUGAAAUAUUUACGUACUCUAGGAAUAUCAAAGUGGGGUCGAGCCCUAUUAGGAUUAUUUAUAGUAUGGCUUAUUAUUAUGAUUAUGGCAGCCAAGCCAAUGUUUAAUUCUAAUAAUUCACAAGAUCAAGAAGCUAAUGAGCGAUUAUCUCAGGCAUUUAGAGAAUUAGAACUACUUAAGAAACAAAACUCAGAGUUGAAAAAGCUCUUUACAGAAUUUAAUUUCAGUGACAUUCCAACAGAUCCAGAAGUUAAAGAGAAAAUAUUAAAAGCGUUAAAUGACAGAGUAACGGCUGCUGAAGGCAUGUUACCAAUUGAAUAUGCUGAUAAAAUUGAAAAUAAUAAACAAAAUCAAGAAGUUGGAGAACCAAGUAUUGAAUAUGAAAUGACUAGAAGACAGAUUAAAAAUAAUAUAAAAGAAUUGUGGAAUUAUAUAAGUAAUGAACUUGGACAACUGCACAAAGCUUCUACUAUAAAUCGAGAGCAAAUUGUAAAUUCACUGGUUAUGGUAGCUAAUAAUAAGUGGUGGCUUUUAUCUGAUGUCGAGAAACUUGCCAAGUAUGAUGGUUUCAAUAACUGGAGAGAGCAAGAGUCUAGAGAUUUGUCUGAUUUAGUACAAAGAAGAUUUCAUUAUCUACAGAACCCAAAAGACUGUAACACGGCUAAAAAAUUAGUUUGCAAUUUGAAUAAGGGUUGCGGCUUUGGCUGUCAAUUGCAUCAUGUUGCAUAUUGUUUCAUAAUAGCUUAUGGAACAGAAAGAACUUUAAUAUUAAAUAGUAAAGGCUGGAGAUACCACAAAGCAGGUUGGGAAGAAGUGUUUUUGCCUCUAUCAGAAACAUGUAGAAAUGCAGAGGGAACUACACAUGGUUCCUGGCCAGGCAAACCUUCUACACAAGUUAUUACACUACCAAUCAUAGAUUCCAUUUCUCCUAGACCACCAUUUUUGCCAUUAGCUGUACCGGAAGAUCUUGCUGAUAGAUUGGCUAGAUUGCAUGGCGAUCCUAUUGUAUGGUGGAUAGGACAAAUUUUAAAAUAUUUACUUCGGCCUACCAAAAAUACAGAAGAUAUGAUAAAAAAUGGCAUGGAUAAAUUGGGUUAUGCAAAGCCUAUAGUUGGUAUUCAUGUGAGAAGAACUGAUAAAGUGGGAACUGAAGCUGCUCUUCAUAAAGUUGCAGAAUAUAUGACACAUGUAGAAGACUGGUACAAGCAGAGAGAAAUGUCGGAAAAGGUUGUGCGGAGGGUUUAUGUAGCCACUGAUGAUCCAACGGUUAUAGAAGAAAUUAGGCAAGAUUAUCCCGAUUACAUCGUUAUUGGCGAUCCAUCUAUAUCUCGAUCAGCAUCAGUAGCAUCACGCUAUAGUGACGAGUCUUUGCGUGGCAUCGUUCUGGACAUUAUUUUGUUAGCACGAAGUGAUCAUUUGGUAUGCACCUUCAGUUCUCAAGUUUGCAGGGUCGCUUAUGAAAUAAUGCAGACUAUGCAUACUGAUGCUUCAGACAGGUUUUAUUCUUUGGACGAUAUUUAUUAUUAUGGAGGACAAAGCUCACACACUCGUGAAGCCGUUUUACCGCACGAACCUGUGCGCAAAGGAGAGUUGCACCUGAAACCUGGUGAUAUCAUCGGUGUCGCUGGCAAUCAUUGGGACGGUUUCUCCAAAGGGACGAAUUUUAGAACAUCACAGUUAGGUCUAUUUCCAAGUUUCAAAGUUCGCGACGUAAUGCAUACGGCGCGGUUUCCUACAUAUCCCAAUGUUAAGCUGAAAUAAACAUGGUAAGAUUAGAUUAGAAAUUGAGGAGCUGUGUUUAUGUAUAUGCC
Ctenocephalides felis (cat flea) is the source of this 1976-nucleotide messenger RNA. Its product is annotated as alpha-(1,6)-fucosyltransferase-like. Gene Ontology annotation, biological process: protein N-linked glycosylation. The transcript is spliced from 10 exons. Gene Ontology annotation, molecular function: protein binding; glycoprotein 6-alpha-L-fucosyltransferase activity. NCBI's taxonomy places the organism in Eukaryota, Metazoa, Arthropoda, Insecta, Siphonaptera, Pulicidae. The record is from RefSeq and is a predicted model, not a curated record. Bases 166 to 1926 code for a protein of 586 amino acids. Gene Ontology annotation, cellular component: Golgi cisterna membrane.